AUGAAGACAUCUACAAGUGUAUUUCUUUGGGGUCAAGCUAUUGCAAAAGGGCUUUCAUUGAGCGGGAGAUUUAACUACUUAAAUGCUCUCCCUGCUUUAGAGAUUUGGAAAGAUGAUUGCAGUAGACAGGCUCUUCUGUCGAUACUACCGCAAUGUUUAGAUGGAAUAGAAACAAUAACCUCCUCUCAGCAAAAAGAGGUGGCUUUGGAGUUGUCAAUAUGUGAGUUGGAAAAUGCCGGAAUUGAAUAUCCACUCGAUUGCAAUCACCAAAUUCGGCAUAGAAACAUUGACAAGUGCAUUCAAUUUUUGGAGAAGUCACCCCAGUUCUGGACUAGUUAUAGUGGUAAUUAUAGGAGUGUAAAAGAGGUAUGUCAUCAAGUCAGCUUGCCGUUGAAAAAGGAGCAAAUUGUUGAAAUUUACAACAACGUGACGAAUCUAUUUCAGUCUGUUUUGAAUGAUUUGUUGGAGUCCCAAGCCGACGAAAAAGAGGUUCAAACGCAGUUGAAGAAAAGGUUUGAAGCAAUGCUCAAUUUGAUUGACGAAAUAAUGGAAGAGAGGAAAGAGGCUGCAAAUUCCGUGAAUCAAACGUUCAAUGUCUUUUACGAGAAUUUUGAAUUGUCAUUGAACAAUGCGCUCAUUAUCAUAAGAGAAUCGUACCAUGGUGUAAACACUAAUUUAAAUGAAAUUGAGCGUCAUAUCAAGUAUUUCACAAAAGAAUUGCACAAUAUAAAUGAGUUGAUUCGAGAGAAUCAAAUACAGUUGAAACAACAGCAGGACGACUUGCAAAAGGGUAAUAACAUUCUUUUAAACCAGCAAAAUCUUGCGCUUGAAAGGAUGAAGGGAAUUAACGAAUACGCUAUGGAGUUGCGGGAGUCUACAAGAGGCCAGUUUGAAUCCAUGGAGAGAGAGUUGCAAUUUUCUGCUUUCAAGAUUCAGUCAAUCAAUGCAUUAAUAAACCACAAUGUUGACGAUUUGCAGGUACAAAGACGGGCUAUAAAUCAACAGACUGAAACAAUACUAAACCAAAUUUCAGAAGCGUUUGUUCUGUACUUGAACGCAUCGGGACAAAAAGUAGUAGUCUCAUUUGAGUCAUCAUUGAAUGACUCAUUGGUUGCUAUAGAAAAGAGACUAGAGCAAUCUGUGGUAUCUAUUGAACUAUUCGAAAGUCGAGUGGGAAACUUUAUAAGUAAAGCCAAUAAUGCCACGGAAUACAUUAUGAAUGUGAUCCCGAAUUUUGCUUAUGGGGUGAUGAGCUACGCAUCGGAUAAGUACCUUUCAAUGAAGAUGGUGUUUUCUCGAGCUUACGCGAUUAUGAUGUUCUUGGUGGUUGUUGUUGUCUUUUUGGUCACAAAACCUAUGAUUCAUUUCAUAUGGAAAUUGUUGGGGAAAUCAUUCACCGUGCUCUUUCCCUUGAUAUUAGGAGUGGUUGCAGCGAUCUUUACUGUGGAGCUUAUACGGGUAUUGAGCAAUGUUUGA
Molecule: messenger RNA, 1476 nt
Organism: Lodderomyces parapsilosis
Lineage: Eukaryota; Fungi; Ascomycota; Pichiomycetes; Serinales; Debaryomycetaceae
Gene: KAR5
Product: Kar5p
Exons: 1
Coding region: 1-1476 (491 amino acids)
Biological process (GO): nuclear membrane fusion involved in karyogamy; karyogamy involved in conjugation with cellular fusion
Cellular component (GO): endoplasmic reticulum membrane
Source: RefSeq, a predicted model, not a curated record